Molecule: messenger RNA, 2145 nt
Organism: Alternaria rosae
Lineage: Eukaryota; Fungi; Ascomycota; Dothideomycetes; Pleosporales; Pleosporaceae
Product: arylsulfatase precursor
Exons: 4
Coding region: 1-1761 (586 amino acids)
Biological process (GO): phenol-containing compound metabolic process
Molecular function (GO): arylsulfatase activity; N-acetylglucosamine-6-sulfatase activity; glycosaminoglycan binding
Source: RefSeq, a predicted model, not a curated record
AUGAUUCCAAGUCAAAUCUUACUGUUGCUUUCCUUCGGUAUAGCCGCUGUUGCAGUGCGCUCUACCAAACCCAAUUUCAUCUUCAUCAUUACGGACGAUCAAGACUUACAUCUUAAUUCGCUUGACUACCAACCUGCUGUGCAGAAGCAUUUCGCCCAAGAGGGAACUUGGUUUAAGAAGCAUUUCUGCACCGUAGCACUAUGUUGCCCAUCACGGGUUUCGCUCUUGACUGGGAAAGCUGCCCAUAACACGAAUGUCACGGACGUCUCUGCUCCUUAUGGUGGAUAUCCUAGGUUCAUCGAGGAAGGUUUCAAUGAUGCUUAUCUACCCGUGUGGCUUCAGGAGGCGGGCUACAACACAUAUUACACUGGAAAACUGAUGAAUGGACACUCCACCUCUACAUACAACGCGCCACGAGCCAGUGGUUGGAAUAGUUCUGACUUCCUGAUUGAUCCCGGAACAUACGUCUUCUACAACUCAACCAUGACGCGUAACCACGACAUCUACAGAAACUUACCAGGAGAAUAUUCAACCGACCUCGUAGCCAAUGCUGCAGUCACAUUCCUAGACGAAGCCAUCGCAGCACCAGACCGACCUUUCUUCAUCGGCGUCGCACCCAUAGCCCCCCACUCAGAAACAAUCACCAAUCCCCGCCCUACAAAGUUCAACCUACCCGUCCCUGCGAAGCGACACGAGCAUCUCUUCCCUGACGUAAAAGUACCCCGAACACCGAACUUCAACCCCACCAAAGUAAGUAAUCUCACCUCUUCCACCGCAGUUCCCAUCUCACAUCCCCACCUCCAGCCAGGAACAGCAUCCUACUUCUCCACACUGCGCCCGCUCAACGCCUCAGAAAUCGAGUACAACGACGCCUGGUACCGCGCGCGCCUCCAAACCCUUCAAUCCGUUGACGACCUCAUUGAAUCUAUUGUCGACCGUCUGAGCGAACACCCCGAGGUGCUGGAGAAUACCUACCUAAUCUACACAACCGACAAUGGCUUUCACAUCAGCCAACAUCGACUACCUCCCGGCAAAUCCUGCGGCAUAGAAGAAGAUAUCAACAUACCCUUUUUCAUCCGCGGUCCGGGUAUUGCCAAGAACGCUGUUCAGAACAUUCCGUCUAGUCAUACUGACAUCGUUCCUACGCUGUUUCAUCUCGCUGGUAUACCACCCCGGGAGGACUUUGACGGGGAGCCUAUUCCCGUUACGGGAGAGAUGCAGGAAAAGGGUGGCAAGAGCGAACACGUCAACAUUGAGUUCUGGGGCGAGUAUCUGGUGGAGGGUAAUACGUUCUACGGACAGAGUGCGUGGGCAAACAAUACGUACAAAACGGUGAGGGUGGUGGGGGAGGAGUACGAUCUUGCGUAUACGGUGUGGUGUACGAAUGAUCAUGAACUUUAUGAUAUGAAGACUGACCCCUACCAACUCACCAACCUGCACUCUACAACCACAACCAACACCACGACCCGCAUAAAUACAUGGCCCAUCCAGAAACUCACCGCUAGACUCGAUGCCCUCUUACUCACGCUCAAGCGCUGCAAAGGCCGUGUGUGUACGAGGCCAUGGGAGAAACUGCAUCCAGAGGGCAAUGUGCGCAAUCUAAAAGAUGCUAUGCACGCAAGGUACGAUGUGUUUUACCUUGAGAAGCAGAAGAAGGUUAGCUUUGACGAGUGUGCGUUGGGUCAGAUUUUGGAGGUCGAGGGGCCGCUUGAGCCGGUUGUUUGGAGGGAGGAGUGGGAUGCGUGGAGUUGGGCUACAUGAUGAUGAAGGGAUGGAUUGGAUAUUUGUAGUGGGAGUGAUGGGGAGAAGAAAGAGUGGUAUGUCAUGAUCAGGUUUCUCUCCACGCCUGUGAGACUACCGAGAAUAGAAAUUUGGGAAAGAAAGGAAUCACGUCCAAAACGCAUCCUCGAACUGAAAAAAAUGGGACAUGCCUCAUUCUUCGAAGAACCCAGUCUCCACACAUCUCAUAACAUAACCUCUAUCCGUAGCACAAACCCACACACCUGCACCAAGCGUUCGGUGCGGUAUGGCCGUAUGGCACUGACAGCUGAAACAUUCCCCACUCACCUCACGGCAAUACCUUCAGCAUGUAACAUCACCGCGAUCUGAAACACAUCACCGGUAUCAGGCCACCCAAUAUUCAUG